This is a messenger RNA of Bolinopsis microptera, 1741 nucleotides long. RefSeq lists its product as uncharacterized. The record is from RefSeq and is a predicted model, not a curated record. The transcript is spliced from 9 exons. Lineage: Eukaryota; Metazoa; Ctenophora; Tentaculata; Lobata; Bolinopsidae. The coding region runs from base 76 to 1578 and encodes 500 amino acids.
UCUAUUAACACUGUCCUCCCCAAUCCUCCAGAUUUGAAUCGAGUUCCACAUUUUUUUGUCUGCCCUUCUAACAGUAUGACCUCCAGCGAAAAGUCGUCCCCAAAGUAUCGUCCUGUGCCAAGUGUACAGGGAUCUGAGAGUAUGGUGGGAGAGAAGAAUCUCACGCGGCUUAUUGGUGCUGCCACUAUCCUUGCUUACUUCAACAUAGCCUACUGUGUGGCCCUUAUUGGCCCUACCCUACUUGACCUUCUUCAGUUGACUCAUGUUAGCUGGGACAGAAUGGGAGUACUGCUGAUGGGGCGGGCUGGCUGCACGGUACUGGGGAACAUUGUAGCCGGGCUGCUAGCCAACUGUAGCCUCUUCUCCCUUCUCCUAGUACAGGCCCUCUCUCACACAGUGGUCAUGGUGUCGCAGGUGUUCAUCCCUCUGUGCAGAAACCAAACGGAACUUCUACUAGUGUUCAUUAUACAGGGAGUAUUCCUGGGAGCCAAUAACAACCUUUCUAACCUGCUUACUUUAGUAGUUCAGGGACAGUCAGCUCAUGCUUGGAUGCAGGGUCUGUUCAUGGCGUACUCAGGUGCAGUCCUCUUAGCCCCGAUAGUAUCUACCCCCUUUGUAAGCGAAGCAGCAGCCAAACAACAAAGUUUCCUCUCUUGCAACAUCUCAGCCAACGUGACCAGCCACUCUGCAGCGGUCCUGUUAACAGAUGAAAUAGAUUUGAGGAUCCCUUACUGGACCAGUGUGGUUCCUUGUAGUAUGGCUGUGGUUCUGUUUGUGGUGUCCGCUGUGUGGACUAGGGUGUCUAGGUUCAAAACUCCCGACAUGCUCGAUAGAGGUCCUGGUCGGCAAAUAAAACCUGUUGUAAUCGUACUAUCAUUCUUCCUGGCCCUGCUCUACUUCACAUUGGAUGGAGUUACCGGCAGAUUCAUAUUUUCAUUCGCAGUAAAGUCCAAGUUGUGUUUGAGUGUCAAGACAGCUGGAUUGGUGACUACUCUCUAUGGUGGUGCUACCUGUCUUAUGAGGGGCCUGUGCACUGCCGCCGCUGCUAUCAGACCUUCUCUUGUUAAACCGACACGGUUACUGACAGCUAACCACGUGGCCUUAUCAAUAUCACUGGUUGCAAUUCUUAUCGGCAGAGAUUCUUUCAUUCCAGCUGUUUGGAUAUUCGCAUUCUUCUCAGGUAUAGGGGUCAGUAAUGGGUUCCCCUCCUUGAUGGCUCUAAUCAAAUCUCAAGGAGCUAGUAAAAAAGUUAUAUCAGUUUUGCCUAUUGGUGGAGGUAUAGGGAUCACUAUAGGUCCACUACUUACAACCUAUCUAAUGAAUGAUAACGUUGCUGGUCCAGGGCCAGGUUUCUACUCACUAUUCUGCGUAGUAACGCACCUAGCAACCCUUCUAUUCGGUGCCCUCAUGACCACAAUAGACAGUCACGUGGUACCACAAAGAGCGGAGCGCCAAAAGAACGUGAGCAUAUCGUACGGAAAGGACCAGGGAAUCAUUGUUAACGAUAAUAUCUCCGACAAGGACGCGGACUCGAGUUGUGAAGCCAGGGGCCAGAGACAAGAGGGGUUGUCAAAAUGAUACGAGACAAUCUCGUGAUGCAUAUAAUAUGAUAUAUUGACUGUCGCAGUCGGCUUGAUUGUUGACUGAUUAUUGUGACAGGACCGUGAUUUGGGAAAUCAAAGAAUCAGUGAUUGAAUGGAGCCUGUGUAUGAGGUUAUGGUUUUAUCUUUAAAGUUUGAUU